Messenger RNA from Lactuca saligna, 3743 nucleotides. The record is from the annotation of a GenBank genome assembly. NCBI's taxonomy places the organism in Eukaryota, Viridiplantae, Streptophyta, Magnoliopsida, Asterales, Asteraceae.
AUGGCCAUCCUCACUGAAUUACCAGAAGAACAAGAAGCGGCAAUAACAUAUGAUGUUUUCCUGAGUUUCAGAGGGAAAGACACUCGUCUGGGUUUUAUGGAUCACCUCUACCAAGCUUUGGUGAAUGAAAACAUCUCUACCUUUCUUGAUGAGGAAGAGGUUGAAACUGGGGAAGAACUUAAACCCGAGCUUGCAAGAGCUAUAAAAAGCUCUCGUGCUUCCAUAAUUGUGUUAUCCAAGAACUACGCAUCUUCAACAUGGUGUCUGGACGAGCUCGUGAUGAUCCUUGAGCAACGAAGGGUCUCUGAUCAUACUGUUCUCCCUGUUUUUUACAACGUCGAGGCGACACAUAUCAGGAAGCAAGAAAACACUUUUGGAGAAGCGUUGUUUGAACACAAACAGAGGAUUGAGUCCGAAAAGGAUGUGGAGAAGAAAAUUCAAGGUGCUCGUAAGUUGGAGAUGUGGACGAAAGGACUUACAGAAGUUGCUGAUCUGAAAGGAAAGGAUGCAACUGGAAGACGAGAGACUGUAUUCAUUGACGAACUUGUUAAGGAAAUUAGUAGUAGACUGGAACUACACACACGGACUAAAAUCCCCCAUCUAAUUGGGGUGGACAUGUCUAUUCUUACCAUAAGUUCCUGGUUGAAAGGAGGAUCAUCAUCAAAAUCUGCUGAAAUUCUCACAAUAUGGGGAAUGGCGGGGAUCGGAAAGACAACUUUGGCAAAAUAUAUCUAUAGGUUGCACUGCCAUGAAUUUGAAAGAAGUAGCUUUGUUGAAGAGAUCGAAAGAAAAUGUGCAGAACAAACAUAUGCACUACUUGAUUUACAAAAACAGCUUCUUAGAGAUCUUCUUAGGAAAAGAAAUAUUGAAGAACAUGAUGUAGAUGUGUGCACAUCUAAGAUUGAGAAAGCAUUACUUAAUAAACCAACACUUGUGGUUCUUGAUGGUGUCGAUAACUUUGAGCAGGUAGAUGUGUUGAUUGGCACAAAAGGUUUUCAUCCAGGAAGCAAGAUUAUAUUAACAACCAAAGAUGGGCCGUUAACAGAAAAAAGUGCAAUUUUUGGCAUAAAAGUACCUCCAAAACAUACAAAGCAUGAACUUUAUGGUUUAAGUGCUACAGAAUCUCUAAGACUUUUAUGUUGGCAUGCAUUCGGACAGUAUGAUCCUAAGGAAGGUUAUGAGGAAGAGGCAAUAAGAGCUUCAAAGUUUUGUGGAGGACAUCCACUCGCGCUUAAGGUUUUAGGUAGUUCCCUAAAUAAUGAAGAUGUGGGGACAUGGAGUGAGAUCUUUGAAAUGCUAGCGACGGGAGAAUUCCAUACUCAUGUACGCAAGGUACUCCAGAUUAGCUUUGAUUCUUUGCCAUUUGAAGAUUGCAAAGAAUUGUUUAAGCAUAUUGCAUGUUUUUUUGUUGGAAAAGAUAGAGAAGUUACUGAAACAAUAUUAAAGGAAUGUGGUAGUCGCACAUCAUAUGGGAUCAAAAAGCUCAUCGAUAGAUGUCUUCUCACGAUUGGGGGAAGAAAUGAGUUGAGGAUGCACCAAUUGCUUCAAGAGAUGGGGAGAGAUUUAGUUCGCAAGGAAUCACCUGAGAAGCCAUGGAAACGUAGUCGUGUAUGGAAUCAUGGAGAGUCGCUUAAUUUGUUGAAAGAAGACAAGGGUACAGGAAAGAUCCAGGGUCUUGUCCUUGACAUGAAAAUGUUGGAGAAAGAACCUUUACGGGGAUUAAGUGUUCCAGGGCAUGAAUUGGAAGACAAUGAUCCAAACAUGAUUUUUGGAAUAGGCCCAUCAAACCAUAGCAUUCUAAAGCUCCCAUCUUCUCAUUGCAAGAAAAUUGAAUUGAGAACAAAUGCAUUACGGAAGAUGGAUAAACUAAAUCUACUCCAACUCAAUCAUGUAAAGCUCAAAGGAUCCUACAAGAAUUUUCCAGAAGGUUUAAGAGGAUUGUGUAUGCAUGGCUUCCAAUUGAAAUACAUACCUUCAGACUUACCGAUGGAAAAUUUGGUUGCUCUUGACAUGUCUUACAGUAAUCUCACACAGCUUUGGAAGAAACCAAAGAUUCUUGUGUCAUUAAAGAUUCUUAACCUGAGUUACUGCAAGUUUGUUAGAAUUGGUGGCUUCCCUGGGCUACCUGCGCUUGAGAGAUUGAUAUUAGUAGGAUGUGAAAAGUUGACAGAGGUGUGUGAAUCAAUUGGUGGAUGUGAUGAACUUGCUUUUCUUGAUAUGAGCUACUGCAAGGAGCUUCAAAAGAUUCCAAGCAGCAUCGGCAAGUUAAAGAAACUUAAAGUUCUAUCAAUAAACGGUUGCAUAGGCGCAAGUGCCUUUUCCAGUGAGAUGAAAGUGCUAAAUGCAGACGAUAUUAGCAUGAAAACUGAUAAUUCUUUCUCUUCGCUUACAAAUUGUAUACCAGCAAGUCCAAAAUCACUUUUGCUUUCGUUGGCUCCAUCAUUACUAUCCUUGUCACUUAAAAAUAAUAAUUUACGGACUGAAUCCUUUCCAAAAGACUUUAGUAGCUUGUCGAAGCUGAAGGAAUUAUAUUUAGAUCGAAAUCCAAUUGAUUCUUUGCCUGAUUGUGUGAGAAGCCUUAUCAGGCUCGAUAAACUCAGUCUUACAGGAUGUUCAAAGUUAACAUCAGUUUGCUGCCCCAUAAUUAGUACACUCAGAGAUUUGCGCGUGGAUGACUGUCAAUCACUUGUUAAAGUAACAUUUCAUCCAGUAAAGCAAAAUCCAGAUAUUUGUAAUUACCUUAUGUCAGAUUCGGUAACUGAAGUUGAAGGGCUAAUCAAAAUCCAAGAUUUAGCGCAAAUUGAUGAAAAGAUACUAUGCAGUUUAGGGUGGACAAAUUUACAGCACGUGAAAUAUCUCGAUCUAAACAUCUGGAAUUCCGAUUCAUGGAUAAGUGUAAAGAAACUUCCGAUCCAGAUGUAUUUUGAAUUUGGAAUAUUCAGCACAUGUUUUCCUGGGGAAGAGCUUCCAAAUUGGUUUGGUAACAGAAGCCCUGGAUCAUCAUUAUCAUUUACUAUUCCAUCAUCUCCAGUGAAUAAAAGUCUUCAGGGAUUAAAUAUAGGCUUUGUGCAUAUGUUUCCGGGUACAGGACGGGUUAGUGUUUUAGGGAUAAAAGUAAGGAAUGUGACAAAAGAUCGCAGCUGGACAUAUUAUGGUGUUGUAUUUGCUAUUCAAACAGCGAAUGGAGGUUUAGUUUGGUUAAGCCAUUGGAUGUUUGCUAACAACGAGCUUGAAGCUGGUGAUGAAGUUAGUAUUAACAUAAUAGAUGAUGAGGAAGAAGAUGUAGAGCAGGAUGGUGUAAUAGUAACGGAGUGUGCAAUAAGCCCUGUAUACACUACUGGAGACAAAGAAGAAGAUCCGUUGGGUUAUUACAAGUCAUGGAAAGUCAUGAUAUGUAUAUGGGGUUUUGCGAUAACAAGUGAAAGAGAACUAGAAAGCCUUCCGCAGCCAUUGUAUCUGAAUCCAGCAGAAAAGAGAAUAUCUUGUUUAGACAUUUUGAUGUAAAAAGAGCAUUGCUUUAAAUAAGAACCAUGUUCAUUUUCAUAUGCACAUUAGGUGUUUGGUAAAAGUUCUCAACCAUAUCUUUGUUACUUGUGGUAUUGAUAUUGCUAGUUUUAAAUAUUGGGAUCGAUCGAUGUUGAAUAUUUGGCAGGAGAUGGUAUGUACAAACUUGUUUCUAUCACUGGAAACUUGUAUUCAUCACAAUUGUCCAGGUUUGUUGGUUGUUUAACCUUGUAUAAUGC